CAAUGCCAAUGCGAAUGCAGCGACGCCAGCAACAUGGAUGUAUACCAAAUAGAGCUGGAGGCACACGAACAAAUUCGCUCCCAUCUGCUGAUCGACACGGUGGUAAAGAACUUGGGGCAGCCGACACGCCCACAGCAACAGCAGCAGCAGCAGCAACAACAGCAACAGCAGCAGGACGAACUGAAAAAUAUUGCAGAGAAGGAGCAGCAGCAGCAGCAGCAACAGCAGCAGCAAGUCGACGACGACGACGACGAAGAGGAGGAGGACGAAGACGAGGAAGAAGAGGACGAGGAGGAGGACGAGGAGCAGCAGGAGGAGGACGGGGAGAACGAAGCAGCGUUGCCAGAAGUCAGUUUCGAUGCAAAUUCCGAUUUUAAUUUGCAUUUCUUUGACACGCCCGAAGAUUCAUCGACGCAAGGCGCUUACAGCGAGGCCGGCAGUCUAGACUCGGAGCCCGAGGACGAGCAGCAACAGCAGCAACAGCAACAGCUGGUGCAUCAGCAACAGCAGCAACAACUGACGACAGCAACAACAGUUGCUGCCGCACAGGAGCUGCAACAUUGCCUGAGUGCCAUCGAAGCAGAUCCAUUGCAGUUGCUGCACUGCGAUAGUUUCUACACUGCGACAACGGCAACAGUUGCUGCCGCAGCAGCAACAACACCGCAGCAGCAGCAGCAGCGACAACACCCGCAGCAGCAACAGCAGCCACAGCAGCAGCAGCAGCAUUUGAGCUGCACCACACUGAGCAAUGGUGGAGGUGCUUUGUACACCAUCAGCAGUGUGCAUCAGUUUGGUCCCGCCAGCAAUAGUUCCAGCUCAGCCGGCGCCCAUUCCUCACCGGACAGCGGACGGAGCAGCGGCUGCUCAUCCAGCUCCAGUUCGGCAACAGUCUCAUCCUCAUCAUCAUCAUCGUCCUCCAGCUACAACAGCAGCAGCAGCAACAACAACAACAGCAGCAACAGCAACAUCUCUGUCGCAGCCACAUCCUCGUCAGCGCAACAUUCGCAGCAGCAGCAGCAGCAGCAACAGCAGCAGCAGCAGCCACAACAGCAACAGCAUCAGCAUUCACAGCAGCAACAGUUGCAACAGCAACAACAGCAGCAGCACGCGCAGCAACAGCAAUUCGGCAUUGUUGACUCCAGCAACAGCAACAACAACAGCAACAGCAACAACAGCAACAACAACAACAGCAACGGUGUCUCCUCCAAGUCGUUUGUGCCCUGUAAAGUUUGUGGCGACAAGGCAUCGGGCUAUCAUUAUGGUGUAACCUCGUGCGAGGGUUGCAAGGGCUUCUUUCGUCGCAGCAUUCAAAAGCAAAUCGAAUAUCGCUGCUUGAGGGACGGCAAGUGUUUGGUUAUUCGCCUCAAUCGGAAUCGCUGUCAAUAUUGCCGCUUCAAGAAGUGCCUCUCGGCUGGCAUGAGCCGUGACUCUGUUCGUUAUGGUCGCGUACCGAAGCGUUCACGUGAGCUGAACGGCGCCGCAGCAGCCGCAGCCGCUGCCACAGCAUCCGCUAGCAGCACGCCGCUUAAUGUGGAUGAGACCAGUGCCAAUAAUUUGCAUACAAAUCUAAUACAACAGCAACAACAGCAACAACAACAGCAGCAGCAGCAACAACAACAGCAACAACAGCAGCAGCCGCAUGCGAGCAGUGUGCGUGUGAAUACGCCAAGUACACCACAAACGCCACAAAUGUGUUCGAUAGCCUCGUCGCCAUCGGAGCUGGGCGGUUGCAAUAGUGCCAACAAUAACAAUAACAAUACCAACAACAACAACAAUACAAGCAGUAACAACAACAACAACAACAGUAGCAGCAGUAACAAUAAUAGUAAUGCAUCAUCAGCUGUGGCUGUGAGCAAUCAUCAUCAGCAAUUGGUCAACAUGGGCAGCAGCAGCGACAUGACAAUGACCCAGGUGGCCAUGUGCCACUCCCACGAUCAUCACGAUGGCCUUGCCGGCACCGCCAACGAACUGACUGUCUAUGAUGUGAUCAUGUGCGUCUCGCAGGCGCAUCGACUCAACUGCUCCUACACCGAGGAGCUGACACGCGAACUGAUGCGACGUCCAGUGACUGUGCCACAAAAUGGGAUUGUGACCACUGUGGCGGAGAGUCUGGAGUUCCAAAAGAUUUGGCUGUGGCAACAGUUCUCGGCGAGAGUUACGCCCGGCGUGCAGCGGAUUGUGGAGUUCGCGAAACGCGUACCUGGCUUCUGUGAUUUCACGCAGGACGACCAACUGAUACUCAUCAAGCUGGGCUUCUUCGAGGUGUGGCUGACGCAUGUGGCACGCCUCAUCAAUGAUACGACGCUGACGCUGGACGAUGGCGCCUAUCUCACACGCCAGCAACUUGAGAUACUCUACGAUUCGGACUUUGUGAAUGCCCUGCUGAAUUUUGCCAACACACUGAAUGCCUAUGGCUUGAGUGACACUGAGAUUGGCCUCUUCUCGGCGAUGGUGCUGCUUGCUUCGGAUCGUUUGGGUCUCAGUGAGCCCAAGGUGAUUGCCCGUGCCCGCGAACUGGUCGCGGAGGCGCUACGUGUUCAAAUACUCAGAUCGCGUGCGGGUUCGACGCAGGCGCUGCAAUUGAUGCCGGCGCUGGAGGCUAAGAUACCGGAGUUGCGCUCGCUGGGCGCCAAACACUUCUCACAUCUAGACUGGCUGCGAAUGAACUGGACCAAGCUGCGUCUGCCGCCGCUCUUUGCCGAAAUCUUCGACAUACCCAAGGCGGAUGAUGAGCUGUAGAGCUGUAGAGCUGUCUAGCAUCCAUGUUGCACAGCCAAUCAAUUCGAGCAACAAUUUGAUAUUCUACAAUGUGUAGUAGUAUGUUUAAGUAAUUAGCGUUAAACGAAGAGUUGGCAGCAUCAGUUACCAGAUACAUCAACUACAACUACUCAACCAUUAUACAUUUUACCAGAUACCGAUACCGAUACAGCUACAGAUAGUUAACUACGACUACGACUACAACUAAUGUUAUGCAUACAAAAAUAUUUAGCAAUGUUAAAGACGUUCGCAAACCCUUUUUAGCCACACACCACACACACACAACACUCACUUACACACACACCCACAAUUAUAGACUUUCAGAUACUCUCUUAUCGGAGAACUGUUUCUUUUGUUAAUCGUUUGAAUCGUUCUAGCGAACUGACUCAACUGCUUGAGUUCAAGCCUUACAUAUCCCAUGCGCAACAUACAAAUUUAUUUAUUUCAUUGUCAAGCUCAUCAAGUCAUCCACUCUAUUAUAAAGCAAAGAAAAAUAAGAACAUAAAAAACAAAUUCCCCAAGUCCAAUUCCUAUCCCAACUUAAAAAAAAAACAAAAAAACUCGACUGAAGUGCGAGCGUUCAAGUUCGAAAAAUACUGUUUAUUAUUUUUUUAUUAAAUACUUAUUGUAUAA
Drosophila grimshawi is the source of this 3390-nucleotide messenger RNA. It is a transcript of the gene Eip78C, whose product is annotated as ecdysone-induced protein 78C. Gene Ontology annotation, biological process: regulation of DNA-templated transcription. Gene Ontology annotation, molecular function: sequence-specific DNA binding; DNA-binding transcription factor activity; zinc ion binding. NCBI's taxonomy places the organism in Eukaryota, Metazoa, Arthropoda, Insecta, Diptera, Drosophilidae. The record is from RefSeq and is a predicted model, not a curated record.